AAUUUGACUUCCGUCGUCUUUUUCCUCUUAGCUCUUAAAGUUGUUUUUUUUUUUAUGUUCAUACGAUUACAAGUUCAGAUUCUCAGUUAUUUUCCAAAAUUUUUAAUAGUUCUAUUCAAAAGCUGGUUAAAUAAAUUGAACCUUAUUGCAAGGAAUCAACCAUGUCGCACGCUCCGGCUGUGCAGCAACAAUGCCGCUUGUGUCUUCACUAUAGCGAAACUGCUGACGGUUCGGAGUUACUGAUGGACAUUUUCACCCCGGAUGAGUUGUCGGGAACUCCGAUGAUCGAUAAGAUUCGUGAUUGUUUAGGUAUAUUCAUUGCGCCGUCCGACUGUGCGGUGCGGUUUGUAUGUUGCAAUUGCGCCCGAACGGUAGAACUAAUAGACGAGUUCCGAAUUCUCUGCCAUCAGACGGCAGAAGUGUACGACUCAAUCCGAAUCAAACGCUCUACGAGGGAUGCUGAUAGUCGGGAACAGUUUUGCACUGCUGUUAGCACACUUCGAACGUUUGUUCGUAAACUGCAAGGUGCGGUCAAUGAUGCUUUGUGCAAGACUAAGGCCGAAAAGAAUGACGUUGAGGAACUCAAGGCUGAGAAUAUAAAGAAUGAAACGGCAACCGAUGACGAGCUGGCACGUACCAGCUCGGAACCGAUGAUUGAUUUUGUGGUAGUCAAAGUUGAAGCACUGGAGCCAGCAGAAUCAUCGACUGAAUUUGUCACCGAAGGCAACGAUAGUGACCGUUUAGCAAUAGCUUCAAAAAUAGAUAUUGCACAGGAAGUGAAGCAACGCCCGGAACUGUGGGAUAUUUCCUUUAUCAGUUCGGUUCAAACAAUUAACGAAAGCUGGACCGAGCUGGCACGUAAAUUUGGACUAGAUGUAGCGACGCUUAAGCGCCAUUGGCGUCGCAUUCGAGAUGGCUACCGUGAGCUGCAAAAACGCGAAUCUCUUGGUGAUAAUCUGUUUCUUGAUGAUUCGUCUAUGGCAGAACUGUUUUCACUGUGCAAACACAUGUUCGAUAGUGUACCCAAACAAAUGUCCACAAGCGAACGGUUCAGGAUAGAGGAAAAUGCGAGCGAGGCAGUUUCUGCGGAGGAACACCAAAAGAUGGCUCACUUGCGGGUAAUUUACAAGCAUCCAGUUUUGUGGAACAUCAAGCAUAUAGACUAUUACCGUCGAGAGUCACGUGAGAAUGCUUGGGAUCUAGUUAGUAAAGAACUGAAUGUUUCCUCUAAGGAUGCCGAACGCAACUGGACAAAUAUGAGGGACAUGUAUAAACACCGGGUUAGACGUUUAGUAAGAGGAAAAAUAUCCAAGGAGAAUUUCCGUUUUGAUCGGCCUCUGUACAAAAUGUUAGACGAAAUGCUAACACCGAAAGAACCCACCCUCAAUGCUGGUCACAGUGAGCAGGAUGCAACGACGAGUGCUUCCUUUAAAGUUUUCGAGAACGAUAGACGAUUGAAGUUUGCCCAGAUCUGCUAUGGAUACGAAAUCGUGUGGAAUACUCAGCAUCCGGAUCACAACGUUAGCGCGAAAAAGGAUAAAGCCUGGGAUGAAAUAGCAGUACAGAUGGAGGUAACACAGGCCGAAGCACGAUACCAGUGGAGUCGCCUGCGAGGAGUUUAUCGGGGACGUCGUUUACGGCUAAUGGAUGGUUCGAUUGCCAUGGACGAUCCUAUUUUGAAUGAUCCUCUGUACAAACUGUUGGAAGAUAUGCUAGGUGAGAGCAUGCAAAUCGGUAAGAACAGUGGAGCUUUAUUGUCGGCCCAACAACACUCUGGUGGACCCUUUCAAAGCAUAGAACAGCAAAUUGAAUUGCUUGAAGAAAUUGCCAAACAUGAGAUCCUUUGGAAUCCAAAUCAUCCCGACCACUUUAGGGCGAAAAGGCAUGCAAAUGCCUGGAAAGAAACUGCCGUGAAAUUUAAUGUAAAUCCACUCGCAGUGAAAACAGAAUGGAGACGUUUGAAAGACGUGUACGCCUUCCGGGAAGAUCAACCGCAGAACGCGGACACUAAACGACUGCUAGUACUUUUACAAAGAUUAUUGCCACCCUCGGAGAAACCCCCCGUGAGAAUAAAACGAAGACCUAACGGCAGCAAGCGGAGGAAGCCAAAAGAUGGUCAACCGAAGCGCCGAUUUCAUGGCAAGAAAACCUACGAUAGUGAAGGAAGCGUCAAAAUGGAACUUAACGGUACCAUACGGCAUUUCAAAAUCUGUGAGCUGUGUGGCAAGUCGGUAGAGCGGUCCGCGUUCGAGUAUCACAUGAAUCAGCACAAUGGCGUUCGACCGUACGCGUGCUCAUUUGAGGGCUGUGACAAACGGUACAGUAGCAAGAUCAUUCGCGAUCGCCACGAGGUGAUGCUGCACGGGGACGAUGGCUUCAAAUUUGAAUGUGAUCAGUGCGGGGCAAAGUUCAAACAGAGGGCCAAGUUCGAGUUCCACUAUGCCGUCAAGCACAAGAGUGAAGAAGUUCCGUGUAAUAUUUGUGGGAAAUUACUGAAACAUCGGCAUCUGAUGCGAAAACAUAUGGAAUUGCACACGAGCAGUUUCCCGUGCAAAGUGUGCGGCAAAGUGCUGCAGAAGAAAUGGUCAUUGAAUGUGCACAUGCGAGUUCAUACCCAGGAAAAGCCGUAUCCAUGUGAACUGUGCGAGCUACGCUUCAUGUUGAAGGUGCAAAUGAAAACGCAUUUGCUCAAAGUGCACGGAGUUCUAUUGGAAGAUAUUGAAGCAGCUAAGGCUAAUCUUGCAGGCACAGUUUAGGGCGGUAAAACGAACUUGAUUGGUGAUACGAGUUACUGGCGAAACAAAUUUAAAAACAAUUCCAUAGACAUAAGUAUGUUUCGAAUAAACGAUUUGUUUUCAGA
This is a messenger RNA of Wyeomyia smithii (pitcher-plant mosquito), 2860 nucleotides long. RefSeq lists its product as uncharacterized. The transcript is spliced from 7 exons. NCBI's taxonomy places the organism in Eukaryota, Metazoa, Arthropoda, Insecta, Diptera, Culicidae. The record is from RefSeq and is a predicted model, not a curated record. Gene Ontology annotation, cellular component: transcription regulator complex; nucleus. Bases 162 to 2756 code for a protein of 864 amino acids. Gene Ontology annotation, biological process: regulation of transcription by RNA polymerase II. Gene Ontology annotation, molecular function: zinc ion binding.